This is a messenger RNA of Hansenula ciferrii, 441 nucleotides long. RefSeq names its product zinc-finger domain-containing protein. The record is from RefSeq and is a predicted model, not a curated record. NCBI's taxonomy places the organism in Eukaryota, Fungi, Ascomycota, Saccharomycetes, Phaffomycetales, Wickerhamomycetaceae. The transcript has a single exon. Bases 1 to 441 code for a protein of 146 amino acids. Gene Ontology annotation, biological process: mitochondrial electron transport, NADH to ubiquinone.
AUGAUGAUAACUAGAAGAUCUAUUAUUUCAAGACCAACUACAAGACUUCUUGCACGCUUUCAAUCCUCACUUUCCAAAGAAUCAACAUCAACACCAGAUGCAAAAGAUUCAACCCGUUUACAACAAGCACCAAAUCGUGAAACAACAUGGUCAAGAUCUCAAGCAUCAAGAACCGAAGUUUUAAAUCAUGCAAAAUUCAUUCAAAAAGAUUUAAGCAAACAACCACAACCUUAUGCCGCGAUUGAUUUGAUUGCUAAACAACCUGUUAGAUAUAUUCCUGAUAGAAUUGCAACUUGUGCUGGUAAUAAACAAUUAGGUCAAGGUCAUCCAAAAAUUUAUAUUAAUUUGGAUCCUAAAAGACCUGCAACUUGUGGUUAUUGUGGAUUAAGAUUCGCACAGGAGGAGUAUAGAGAAGAGAUUGAAGCAUCAGAUGCUCAUUAG